AUUUCGUACUGAGUCUGGAGAUUCGUAAUUUCAGUCGUUGGGAUGGCGGGUGAUAACACUGAAAUAGACUUGUAUGAUAAUAUUGACGAGGACUUCGUGCAGGAAUGUACCGAUCUCACAGAGUUAUAUGACGAUGUUAUCGCACCAAUUAAGUCAGAGAAUUCUUCUGGCGUUCCAUCAAUGGCCUCUAAGCACUCAUAUAGUUCUUCAGCUCCUCCAGGGCGCCGUGUAUCAGUCUAUGUCGGUAAUUUGACUUGGUGGACAACAGAUUUAGAUUUGCUAGAAGCAGCAUCAGGUAUCGGUAUUAACGAUGUUAUUGAAAUAAAAUUUCACGAAAACCGACAAAAUGGUCAAUCCAAAGGGUUUUGUGUAAUGGUUUUCGGGUCAGAACAGUCCAUGCGUUUGGCUAUGGACAAAUUUCCAAAAAUAGAUCUCCACGGCCAAAAUCCUGUUGUCACAAGCUAUACAAAGCACAAUUUGAGCGUUUUUGAAAAAGCCGCUGGCAGCGACAAUCAGGCUACUGCCCGACCUCGCACGGAAGAAAUGCAGACAAUGAAGGUGUCUGGAGGCACUACUGGUGUUUUGGGGAACCGCUUACCGCCUCCAUUAAUGGCUACACCUACUAUGCCUGCAUCACUUGGAUUCAGUGUACGCAAUAACAGUCCUUUGAUGGGACAAGUCGUCCCAAACGUUCGAAAUGCAGCCAAUCUGUCAUCUAGUAUUCAACAAGCUCUUGCUAAUCACAAUUCACACUCCGGCUUAGGCGGAAAUGCAAACGUAAAUCAAUUGCCUUUAAACUUUCCGGGUUCAACCGGCGUUCUAAUGCCUCCGAGUGGCAUGUCAACAGCAACCUUAGCAGCAAAUGCUACAGGACUAUUACCCUCAAACUUCACUCUUCCUAGCACGAUUGCAACAUCCAUCGCAACAAAUGCUCAUGUGAACCCAAAUUUUUUGACACAACAAGUACCGGGAAAUCCUCCGAUGUUACCAAAUUCUUUGCCACCUGGUGUAAUGCAGUUGCCUACUCAGAACAAUGAUUCCAGUGUAAGACCACAGUUUGAUCAUUACGGGAGACCGGUUAUUCAUACUUAUACCCCUCGUAAGUCCUUAUUAAUAGUUUAGUUUUAUGUACUGGGCAGCUUAAAUGUCCCAGUAUACUUAGUCUUCGGUUUCAUUGGGUGCUCAUAGAAACAGUCAAUUGAAGAAAUUUGAGAUGCUACCUCAUGAAGGCUCUUGUGUGAUUUUUCAUUUCACCUUGUUUUGCGCACUUAUCAAUUUGACCAACGAGAUACGUUUUUAUAUUUGAUUUUUUUGUUAGGUCUUUAUAACACCUGGUAAUAUUGUGCACCGUUACAGAAACAUAGGCAUUAAAGCUAAAAUCUGCAAAAUAGUAGUUAAUAUUCAUGUACUUUGAUUAUUAUUGGACUCCUAAACAGAUCCUUCAUUCACUGUCGAAGAGUUGGAGAUAUUCCAUUUAACUUUCCCCAGAAUACCUACGUACCGUUCAUGUUAAUUGUAAUUGUAGAUUACUCAUUAUGAGAAGCAGAUUCUUGUACUUGGUUGCAAGUAACAAUUCGAGUAUAAAAACUAGUAAUACUUUACUGUCUCUAGGCGAGGUUCAGACCUGCCACUCGCCUGGAAACCGCAUGCUGUAAAUGUUGAGCCACUCCCUGAUCACGUUAAUGUAUUUCAUAUACCAAUAGAAAAUCUAUAUACUGAAUUGUUGAUGCCUGACUUCAUGAAUUACGUUGUGAACGGAAUAGUCCAUGAAAUAAACUGGCCACUUAUUGCAAUGUAGACGAGUCUUGACCCGCCUGUAACAUCUUGGAAGCUAAUGCGCUUAAAUAGUGGUCUCGUAUCCUAGUUCAUUUGGACACUGUACUGCUUAACAGUAGAUACUUAACCACUGUCGGUCUUGCACUCAUGUUAACAAAACGUCAUUUGAUUCUUUUCAACAACCAAGAUGUUUGUUGUUGAUUCAAAGUUACCACUGUGCUAACUACGAUAAUCUGGCUUCCUAAAAUGGGACUAUGUGCUUAUAUUAACAUGUAUGCUUGUUCAGUUUUGUUUCAAAUAAAAGUUCUCAUAGGUCACUGUGAAUCAAAUGGUCAUUUGUUCAAAGUUAAUGGUUGUUUUUAGUCUCCAAAACAGGUCUUGUCAUAAGAAAUACGAAUCAAAUUCUAUGCACCAAGGAUAUAACAUUUAGUAACGGGUUUAUGUAAUUCUAUAUAGAUCUGCUCUUUGAGUAGUUAGGAUGUAUGUAAAAUCAAAGUCAGUCAAACGAAAUCCUGAUUAAUGUAAGUCUUAGUUGUGAUUCCUUUAUAUCUCUAAAACAUUACAGGGUGUAGUAACCAUCUGUUUCUAAGAAAACCAGAAUAUGGGAUAAUUAAGUGUAAAAACCGUAUUCCAGCAUACGUCAGAUGUGUAAUCGUUUCUAGAGCCUUCUUCCUUCGCCCCAUAGAUUUCGGUUUACACAAACUAGCAGUAUCACUAUAUAUCAGUGCUUUAGUUGAACAUCAUUAAACUCACUUUAGGUGCAAUUGACCUAAGGCUGUUACCUUUCGGGAUAGACGGCCUACUAAUGAGAUCCAACCAAUUCUGUCCUGAGCUAUCCUUUCUAAUUUUUGCCUAUUAAUAUUUAUGUCCCUGAUAACUGCCUUCAAUUCCCAGCAUCAUGUGUUCUUUGGUCUGUUUUUUUCCUUUCGCCUUAAAGAUCUUGAUGUACUGCUUGUUUUGUGAUACAGUUUUAUUGGUUCUCGCAAACUAUAUCCCAUCCACUUCUAGCUUUGUUAUAACUCUCUCUCUCUUACGGUAAUGACCCAGCUAUUCCCAUUGCUUAGUAUUCUAGGACACCGAUUCACUCGACAAGUCCCCAAAUCAGAACACGGUUGAACAGGAAGGAGAUUAUAUUCCAAAUAACAAGGUUAGAUGGAGGCAAGAAGCAAGUCAGAAGCACAAUAGGGAAAACGUCAGUAUAUUUAUAGUUUUUACAUAAGAAGAUUCCAGAGUAUUCCCCAACUAUCGACUAGUGCUGAUUGGAUAAGAAUCAGCCAAUCAGCGUGCACCAAAGCAAUCAUGCAUUGAGCAUGCUUUAAUCUAGUCUAUGUCCCGCUAACAAGCUUCUUCCUAACUUCCUCCUCAGCUGUAAGCUAUUCUGUUUUCUGUCACAGUUGGUUACUGAUGGUCUCUUGCCAAGGAUUCUGUAGUAUGUUUCACUGACAGCUGUUCACAAAUACCUGUACUUUUUGGUGAUUGUAGUAUCAGUUCUCCAGGUUUCACCCCCAUAUAAUAGCACUUUUGAUAUUUGUGUUGAGAGUCUUAAUUUUGGUUUUGAAUGACAGUUGUAUCGAGUGUCAGAUACUCUUCAAGUAUAAGAAUGUUGGUCUUGCUUCACAUCUGUAUCAGAUCUUUCUUGUGUAUUGGUGAUGCUUCCCAGGUAUAUAAAAGUCACCACCUCUUUCAGAGCUGGUUGGUACUCACUAUAUCGUACUCCAGAGUCUUGAAUAUUGAGUCCUAUCGCUGCAGAAGCUUUUGCAUGGUAAAGAAUGGUCUAAAUUAUCCAGCUGCGUCCAAGGUGUAUACUGUAUUCCGUGCUUUUAUCGGGACAUGGACAUCUUCAUAACGCAAAAACAGCUAGAAGAAAAAGAAAUUGUGAGAGCAGGCACCUUUGUUUGACACGCGUCUUUAGUUAGGAUACAUCUGUGAGCUACUUUCCAUGUACAAGUUUUCACUUCAGUCAUUCGUAGGUGUUCUAUGAGGUGGUGACGAUCUUAGGUACUCCACAGUGUCAGAAAAUUUCAGUUUUUCUAUUCACGCUGUUAAAUGCCUUCUCACAGUCUGAGUUGAUGUACAAUAAUAAGUUCUGUCCGAUUGAUUGUUCAAACAAAGAUAAGUAGUGUCGGGGUUUAUCUGUUAAAUAAUCGGUCUGCAUAAAAACCAGUGUUUUGGUCUCAAAGUUGGGAGCCUCUUGGAUUUUUCAUUCGGCUCAGCAAGACGUUUGUAAACUUUUCCUGUCACCGGUAUUAGUGUGAUGGCUCUGCGAUUUAAACUACAGGGUUACGAAAAAUCAGUGGGUUCCUACUUAGUCUAUUGCACAGAUGGGUUCUCGCAAACUCAUCCCUUCAGGCUUUGAACACGAUGAAGGGCGAAAGCAAAUCAGAUCUAGGUUAACCAAAAGUCUAAAGAAUAACCGUGAGCCGUGGUGAACAACGAAAGCAAAAGAGAUAAAAAAGGUGGCGGCUGUAGGUAACACAAGACAGCUCUUCAGACUCAUAAAAGAAACUGCAACUAAAUAGUCAAGUGUAAGUGAGACUAUCUCGGAAAAAAACGCUCUUAUCUGCUCUCAACCCAGGCGUUCAGAACGAUGGGCGGAACGCUUUAAGGAGCAGUUCAACAGGCCUUCAUCUACUCUACAACUACCCAUCAUUCCCAGACAGCGUGAAUGGAACAUUGAAGUAGGUCCCCCGACUCUAGCUGAAGUUCGUAAGGCCAUAGCUAAUCUGAAACUAGGUUGGGCAGUUGGUCCAAUUUUAGCGAUUAAGUUGACUAAUAUUUUAGCUAAAAUCUGGGAGUUGGACGUAAUCCCAAUAUAUAAGAAGGGAUCAAAAUCGUCCUGUGACAACCAUAGAGGGAUUAGUUUAACUAAUAUAGCAUCUAAAAUACUAGCCUCAAUAAUUAUCGGACGCCUAACAAAGACUCGUGAACUAUCAACACGAGAAAGUCAGGCUGGCUUCAGACCUGAUCGUGGCUGUAUCGACCACAUAUUCACCAUCCGUCAGGUUCUAGAACAUAGGCAUACUUAUCGGUGUCCGACAAUGUUGGUCUUUCUUGACUUAAAAGCAGCAUUUGACUCGGUAGACCGCGAGAUUCUGUGGCAGUGUCUGUCAUUGAAAGGCGUACCUCAGAGGUACAUAAACCUUGUGAAGCCUCUUUACUCGAACACUACCAGUCCAGUCAGAGCUUAUGGCGAACUGUCAUCUGCUUUUGCAACCUCAAGUGGUGUCCGUCAAGGCUGUCCACUCUCUCUAUUUUUGUUUAACUUCAUCAUAGACCUACUGAUGGAAAUAACGUUCUCGUCGACUGAAUUCUCGGGCAUUGAUCUCCUUCCAGGAGGUCCACUUGUCGACUUAGAAUACGCAGAUGACAUAGUCCUGUUUGGUGAAGACGCUGACAAAAUUCAGAGUCUUCUGGUAGCACUAAGCAACAAUGCCAGAAUGUUUGGGAUGCACUUCUCUCCCUCUAAAUGCAAGUUUUUGCUUCAGGAAUGGCCUGCGUCAACACCUGAACUAGGGAUAGGGAGUGAAGUGGUCGAACGCGUUGACAACUUCACUUAUCUUGGAAGUCUGCUCAGCUCUAAUGCGUUGGUGUCUGACAAAAUCUCAGCACGGAUUCGAAAAGCUCGUUUGGCUUUUGCCAACUUACGUCACCUAUGGCGAAGGCGAGAUAUCCGUCUAUCAAUAAAAGGACGGGUAUACUGAGCGGCAGUCCGUUCUGUUUUAAUUUACGGCAGCGAAACAUGGCCAUUAAGAGUAGAAGGCACUCGUAAGUUACUAGUAUUUGACCACAGAUGCCUUAGAAAUAUUGCUGGCGUCUGCUGGGAUCACUGGGUAAGUAAUAAUGAGGUUAGACGUAGGGUAUUAGGGAACGAUGGUGAAUCUUUAUCGACUGAGAUGGUUGGGCCACGUGUUGCGUAUGCCUGAACGCCGAUUACCACGACAUGCAAUGCUAACCGGUGUUGGAGAUGGAUGGAACAAAGUUAGGGGCGGCCAAACCAAAACGUGCCAUCAGUCCACAAAGUCUGAGCCAUGUUGGCAGACGCAGACUACUUGGUUGAAGUCUGCAGGACUAUCGUAACAAAUAGUUAGAAACACUGGGUGACAUGGCUCAGAAUCGAUCACAAUGCCGUAGGUGUAUACACUCUGUAUUCCCUUAAACUGUGAAAUUAAAAUCGCUUCAUAUCUUUUUUCCUAUGAACUAUUUUUUUCUUCCUGUACUAUAUCCUUAUACACAAUCUUUACUAUAAUUGAAGUGACUACUAUGAAUUCGGUGCUCAUCUUGUUGUGCUAAUGUGUGGCAACUUGGACGGAUGCACAUAUGUGUCUGGUCCUACGUUGUAGCUGACUGACUGACUGUGACGCCUCUGUAUCUCUCACUUUGUAAGGUAUACUUCCUUAUCUUAGUGGGAUGUGUUUUUCGUGCCAGUGUGUUGGUAUUUAUUCCUCCUAAAUCUUUCUGAAGAGGACGUGAAACAUCUGUGUGCAUCCGUGGCAGUUCUGUGCGAUAGACUGCAGCCUCACAAAGGUGAUCUUUAUCGUCUUACUGCUAUCGUUGGUGGGUGCGCAACACUGGAUAACAUCCAUUGUAACCUUUUUUUGUUUCAAAGUGUCUCUUUAUGGUCCUAGAGCCAUAACAUUUUUACUCUAUAAGCUCUUUCCGGUUCUCUUCGAAGAGCUUAAGUGCAACCUUCCUGUAUGCAGGUCUUGCUUUUCCUUAUGAUCAGAAUACAAAAGUACCUCUCAACGUUAGUCUUUUUUAUCCAGCGUGUGUCUAAUGAGUUCCACUUAUUUUAAACAGCCGGGAAUUGGAACGGAAGGGUCAUACAGUUCACAAAUACUUGAGCAAGGGUUCUGCUUGAAUAUAACCAAAAGGAUUAUGUUAGUGGAGCUGAUCUCACUUUUAUGUAUUAAGAAAUUGCAAAAAUCCCAACUGGCUAAUCUGAGUUAUAUCUGAUGACAUCUCAGUUCACUGAGUCUUGUUAUCUCUAGAACUCGGACCAUGGAGCCUUGUUUGUUCAGAGAAUCCGAGUCCUAUACAACUCGCCCACAUCAAGGCGCUGUGCCAUAAACUGACUACCUGUACUUUCUCCAUCCAGUCCCAACGUUGGCAAAUAAUGGGUAAUAUAAAAGUCGCUGUGGUAAUAUUAGUAAAAUUAUGUCUAAGGCACUAAAGCUGGUUUUUAAGUUAGUGAUACUAACUGGGUUGUUACUGCCAGAACACAUGUUAUCGAACUUCAGUAUUACUAACAUAGUAUUACGACUGGGGAUCACAAACCCUUCGAAGGUAUUAAUCGCACAUAGUUGCUAAACCUCAACAGGACGAAACUGCUCUCGUUGACUCAUCGUAAACAUAACACCCAGAUUAAGUCACGACAGUGUCAAAGAAGGCCUGGAUUAAUGCAGUGUCACUCUGGCUUCCACUAUUUGUAAAGUUAUUUCAUCUUUCAUGUCACUACUAGCGCGCAUUCGUACUCACAUACACAGUUUUCGACUACUAACAGGUGACCACAAAGAGUGAAUACAGAUGGGCUUCUGUCAGUCUUGCAGAAGUACUUUGCACUUGAAAGUAUUAAGUAAGUGAUCUCACGGAUACUGAUUAAGUCCACUUUGGGAUAGCUUGGUUUUUCGUACACCAAAGUAAUUUCAACCCUAUAAAUUAGUAAAUGAAGUCUUAUGGUCCAAUGAAUAAAUAGUCCACUAAGUUGAUCUGGUGUUGAAACGUAAAGGACAGUCAGUCAAACAGAAAAGUAGCCACCAAUAAUUUUAAGGUUAUUUAAUUGUCACAACAUGCUCUAGUAUGAACGGCGUUGACAUCUACUUUGAGUAAUAGCAUGUGUUCAAAAUUCCAUCUUCAGGAGCUUGCAGUUUCUUACACUUUAGACCGAAUAAAAGAGUUUGAUGACUUCCCGUUACGUGGUUUCCCUGAUCUACUUGUUUUAAAUAAUACAUCACUGUAGUUGACGAACAUGUAGUGGCAUUCAUCUGAGUUACAAACAGGUUACUUUCAACAUUACUCAAAGGCGUCCAACGUCUGGUCAAAGGUCUGACUAGGCUGUUUAGAAAAAAUUAAGGAGUGGAGUGGUCCAUCUUUCUGAAAUGAAAUGACCGUUAUUCCUAUUAUUAAAAGACUGUAUAUAUCAAUUAUCGGGAUAUAAGUUCACUUUUUAUCGCUUCCGAACUAUUGGCACCCGUUACCCACUGCAAAUUGUGAGAGAUUAACUCGAAUAACAAUCCACCUUUCGUUCAGUUUUGUUAAUACCCAAAAGACUGCAAGCACCUCAAUGACAGUAAUAGCAUACAACCUCCUCUCCAUGAAAUCCACUUCAAAGGUGAAAAUGGAAAAGCGUGCUUAAGGUAAAACAAGCUAAGCACUUAAUCGACCAUCAAGGAGUUGAGUUUAAUCAUGGAAUUUUGGGAACGGUCCUAUUAACCUCCAGCCACCGGUCCAGGAUUAUUAUUAAAAUUGAUAGAUAUGAAGUAGAGCACUUGAGCUUCACUCAAUCCCACCUGAUUAUUCUUGGUCGCCUGCUAUUUCAAUUUGUAUGAAUGGAGAGAAAUCCUCUUAAUAAACAGUCAGUCUGAAAUAUUAACUUACAUAAUCGUCCGUUGCCCAAAUGAAGCUUAGGGACUGCGAGUCCAAAGAAAUUAGAUUAGUUUUAGGACUUAGUAUGAAUACUAGCUCUUAUUUUAUGUAACGUCUUGAAAGUAUGUAACACUGCUAGGAUGUUUUAAUUUGUACUUAACAGUUACUGUUUAUUGUAAAAUGUAUGCUAUCUUUUAGCUUAUUCUAGGCCCUAAUCCUCUUUUGGACUAGUCGGGGUUCUUCAUUUCCUGCUCUUGUCUUUAGUAUUGAUGUAUCACUUAGAUUCUUGCUACCCAACUGAUCAUUCUGUUUCGGAUCUCAUUGGUAUCCUUCCCAAGUGUUAUAACAAUAUGCACUGAGUUAUAAGAGUGAUUAUCUGUUUUACUGUUUACCGUUAAAUAUAUGGUGACUUGAUGUUAUUUCCUUGCAGCUGUUCCAGGAAAGCUCUCUGAAUCAGAGUUCGAAGAUAUUUUGCAGAGAAACAAGACAGUCUCCUCAAGUGCUAUUAACAGAGCCGUACAGGAUGCUGCUGGUGGUGAUUAUGCAAGUGCUAUUGAAACAUUAGUAACUGCAAUAUCUCUUAUCAAACAGUCAAAAAUAGCUAAUGAUGACCGAUGCCGGAUUCUGAUCAACUCUCUUCAAGACACUUUACAUGGUAUUGAGUCGAAGUCUUAUGGUGCUAAGUAAGAUGGGUUUACUUUUUGUUGAUUCACUGAUUUUUAACUAAGAUCUAUUGAAAAAGCAACCUUUGUAAGAAUUUGCUUCAGAACUCAUAAAUUUCCAUGGUCUGAUAAAAAAUGGACAAAAUAUGUUCCAUUUUUCUCAUACAUGUACUAUUACAAACCCAAUUUCUUAAAUUACAAGCUUCAACGAGAAUUUACUGAAUGUAACUUAUUGAAAUAAGCGUAUUACAUAUCUGUGUGGAGAUUUGCGGUCUUCCAAAGUUUACAUUUAAUGGAUUUAAUAGCUUCUGUCUCGAUGGUCGUCAAGUCAAUUCUGUUGCUAACCAGUUUCUUGUGAGUAUUAUUAAUAAAGUAAAGCUUUUAGCAUUUUGACUUUCAAGUCGCAGACAUGUUUAGUAAAAAUGUGUCCAUUGCAACGUUGCUUGAGAGUGCACUCAUGAGCUGCCAAACGUUUGUUCCCAUUUUUGCAGUUGUAAAAAUUUAAAUCGAUUGUUACUUACUAAGUUCAUUGUGUUUCUGACUCAAUCUUCGAAUCGAUUUGAUGUUGUGGUAGGUUGUUAGAACAAAUAGUACUUCUGAUGCGUCAUAUAUCUCAACCACUUCAGCCGAUGGAAUUCCACAACCUUGCUAACUGAUUUGCAAUAACUUUAAUGGCUUAUGGCAAAUUUUUAAAUUAUUUACUCAAGGGUUCUGUAAUGGCUGAGAAAUCGUUUUGAGGAUAUGUCAGAUUUCAGCAACUUAAGCAUACCUUAAACCUUCAAAAGCCAUUAUAGCUAUAAGUCAGUGAUAAACAAUAUGGGACCUGGUACACCACAACACAAUGCGAUAAAAUUACGAGUAUGGGAAUUGUUAGAGGUAUUAUUAUUAUUAUUAUUAUUAUUAUUAUUAUUAUUAUUAUUAUUAUUAUUAUAGGUCGUAAAAAUAUUAGGCAUAGCGAAUAAAAAUCACGCGGAAAGAAUGGAUUUUCAGAAUUAAAUGCUUGAAAUUAUUAUGAAACUUAGUCAUAGGGAAGUCAAACAGUGAAUGCAUCUACGUCAUUGGGAUAGGUUCUCAAUCAUGCCAUCGGACUUGUCCAACCAUUGGUCAUGAGAAUCACACAGACCCUAACCGUGUAAUCUGAAUUUAAUAACAUACUAAUCCACAGUCAAUUAUUUUAAAGUCUAAUACCACUUUUAGUUCGGUCGCUCCUACCUUUCUUUUAACCUACACCCCCGUUUCGUAAUUACAAAUUUAUAUAGAGCCACAUGUCGCAUUGUACGCUGUCUUUUCGAUAAUUACGCAAAUAUCUCAUAUGCACCAUAUUCGGGCUUUCAUAUCAAAUGAUUCUAUUCCUCGUGCUUACAGUGGUUUCUUAGCAAUAACCGUUUGUCGGAAUUUCGUUACUGCAGAUAGUUGUUCACCAGAUGAAAGUGCCAAAAUUGAAUGAAGCGGCUUUGAAAACUUAAGAAACUAAAGAAUAAAGGCACUAGUUCUAAUGUUAAGCCAUGGCAUUUGAUAUCUAAAAUUAUUGAUCGAGGCCAUAUUGCUAACUUUUAAUCAAUGUCCUAAUCUAAUAGCGUUUAUAUGUAGAACUUGGGUUCUGCAUGUUCAUGUAUCCCCUUUCAUCCUAAGGUUUAGUUCAUUUUCGUUUCACUAGAGAACUAAUCCAACAAAUACCAUGUAAACACCUGCGUACCUUUUUAUCUGUUGUAUCGAUCCAGUCAGUAUCGAUAAAAUAAAAAUCGAGCCUUUAUUAUAUAAAGUCAACAUGAAUUGUCAUGAGAUCUCAUGAGUCAUGUUCUUUUUUUUAACCGUUAUAUGAUUAUAGAGUUUCUGUAUGGGGUGACUCAGAUCGAAUUACGUCGGUGACAUUAGGCUUAUCGUGUAUUUUCUGACCUAUUCUCCACUUUUCUCUCAUUUCGGAUCUUCGAUUAUUCUGACAUUUUUCCAUGGUUGUUGGAUUAAUUACUAGAUAAACUCUACCCGCUAUAUUGGCUCUUCAUUUGAUGACGUUUGGAUUCAUCAAGGGAAUAAUUUCACUCAACAUUUUUGUCUCUUCCUGUGUUUUCAAUUUGUGAAUAUUGACAGAUAAUGCCACGGUUUUAUUUAUUUGUACAUUUUAAUACAUUGAGAUGUUUGAUCAUUCAAGCAGGUUAAAGUAACUAGAUUUUCAUUCUGGAAUGAUUAUGCUGUAUUUCCUCGAUUUUUUUCUUGACAGGAGCAGUAGUCGAAGACGUCGUCGUUCGUAUAGCGACAGUGGCAGUGAUGGUGGAGAAGGGAAUUACAAUAGUUCCAUCAGUGGUAGUGGCAACAACAAUUCUCGUCGUCACAGAGACCGAAAUCAUAGGUCUCGAUCUCGUGACCGACACGAUCGGCAUGAACGUCACGAUCGCCGCAGACAUUCUCGUGAAAGAGGGUCUGGAAGUGGCAACACUUACUAUGGCAUUGGAUCCAGUCUUCCUCUUCCUAGUGGAUCUGGUUUGUCUGGAAUCCAAUCAGUAGAUGGUUCCGGUCAGACGUGUGCUGGAAAUCUUGGGAGCAGUGCAGAUCGGUAUCGAGACAGUCGAUACAGACAUUGAUCCUAGUUACAUGCUCCUCUCAAUUGCCAACCUGGUGACCAGUGUAGCAGUACUUUUGUUUUCUAAUUAAUUUUUCAAUUCGUUUGUUCUCCCAAAUCAUCUGGUUGUACAGUUUGGUCAUAUUUCAAUAACCAUUGACUCACUUCAUUGCUGCUAACUUUUAUGUUCACUAUUUUCGUUGUAUUGGUAGAAUUGGAGCUCAGGAGUGUAACAGGCAAGUGAAAUCCUAUAAUAUAUGUUUAUUCAAUCUUUUUAGCUUGUCCACUUACUCAGUGAUCCGGUUACCAUUGGUGCUUAGUUUUGGGUGUAUUUGUAAUUAUCAUUUUGUACAUUGUAAUCUUGUUAUUCCUUUUCGCUGUACUGUUUUGUAUACAUCACUUGUUAUUGAUUAUGUUUUCGUUGCAUGUACUGACAGCUCUUUGAUAUAGAAUGACCAUCAGCUCACUAUUGGAUGAGUGUAUAUCCGAUUUGAUUAAUGUUGCUAACUUCUCCCUUGAUAAUUAUGUAGAUAUUUUCCCAGCCAACUUCAUUCACUGUACAUUUUCAAUCCCUCCUGUUCCUAUAAAGUGUGUAUAGUUUCUGUAUAUUAUUAAGACAAAUAAAAAUUUGUUUAAUGUGGCAUUGUAAAGCUGAAGUGUUCAUAUUUCUGUAUAUAUCAGCUGUUUCAUAUGUUGUAAAUAGAUACUGAGAACGGACGUGGAAAGUCUUGAAUGUACUUGUUUGAUUUCACUGUAAAUAGUUUUUAUCUAAAACGUUCCUGGUUCCUCAUCAUACCACUUGUAAAUAAUAGACUGAUUGAUGCCCCCAUAACUUUGUAUACAUAAAUAUCAAUAUCUUAACUGUUACAUUCCAUGUAAAUAAUUUUUUUUCUAAAAUAAAAUAUAUUACUAGUCUUCUUAAUGAAUAUGCACAACCUAAAUGCGUCAAAAUAUGUCUUUUGUCAUUUCGAAUGUCUAACUCUAUUUUUUCUUCCUUUUCAGGUGUACAGUGGUCGUUUCAAAUCGGGUCUAAAUUAUUGUUUUAAUUUUAAAAAAAUAUACUUAUCAUUGUGUCACUUCGUUUUUUUCUUAUUUUCUCAGCCACAACUGCAUUCACAGGUGUAGUGUUAACCAUAAGGGUUCUACAUCUAGGUUAAUGAGUUACAUCUAUUUAAGCAAUCCAUUUGUUAAUCAUGCACAUUUCAAUAAACCCUAAAACAAUGUACAUAGUAUAACAAGCAUAGUUUCUGAUAUAUUCAAUGCGAUCAUGAUACCUAUUUUCUUGAUGUGUUCUGACCGCUAGUAAGCAAGUAUUUUACUUAAGCGGCUCACACUACUGACUUAUUCUAAGUAGCGUAAAUUACUGAGUGAAAUGUUUGGUUUUGAGUCAAACAUAUUUAUGAGGGUUAAUGGUAUCACUCAUUCGAAGUGUAAAGGACAGUAUGGCUCUCAAACUCUUUGUUUUGUGACUAUAAGCUGGUUGCAUCAGUUAAUUAAAUUAAUAAUCAUAAGACUUGUUCACAAGAAUGAUUCUUCACAAAGAGAUGUGAGGUUACUUCAAGGUCCUAUAUUUUUGGACCUGUUAAUUGCACAUCUAUAAGUUUAAUCCCUACAACAGUUUGUCUGUUUCACUUAUGCAGCGGUUUUUCCUCGGUAGAUUGGUUUGUUCUUAGAUUUCAGCAACUCAGAAGAAUACAGAAGUCUGAACUUAAAUAUACUAAACAUUACUAUCAAUAAAAUUCCUUAUAUUACGAUGUUGAUUGGAAUGGUCCGGAGUAGUAGGAAAUCGUAAUAGGAUACUUGCAGAUGGUGAUUGUCAAACCGUCUCAGCAUUUAUCGCAGUAGCUCAGGUAGCUGUGCUGUCAUUUCCUCAACACCUAGACAGAUCAUUACACUUGAGGGUAUUUAGACUCGUUAAUUACUUCUUGAUCUGAUGUGUCUAUAUCAGUUGAAGUUGUCAUAUCCAAUUAGCACAGAAAAUGAGACUUCACCCAAAUGUAAAGAUAGAGUGGAUGUACCUGCGCUAUUGCGAAAGAAAUGCCGCUCAGAAUUUUUAACCACGGUUCACGAUUAUUGCUCAGAUCCUUAGUAGGUAGUCUGCACCGCCUAAUGUGGUUCAUUCCAAUUCCAUGGACUAAUACCAUUUUUCGUUUUGUCCUCAGCUUUCAAUGUACUCAAACCAAGUCUCGUGAGUGAAUCAAAUCAAUUAGGCCAUCAUAAUCUUACUGCCCAUUAUUUGUAUUCCCUUUGCUUUUUUCGUGUCUAAUUUUCCACUAUUAACGAGAGCUGACAAGUGAAUAUUUUUUCGAAUUUCAAUUUUUCCCCUCAAUGGGUCGUUAUUCUUUAAAUAUACACAUAGUCAUCCUUUCGAUUCUAAUCUACACUUAAUAAUCCUAUGUUUUUGUGGACCAGAUAUUUCUAUUUUAUACUAUUUCUUACACUAUGCAUCCAUACCUUCAUACAAUUUCA
Schistosoma haematobium is the source of this 14046-nucleotide messenger RNA. RefSeq names its product Cleavage and polyadenylation specificity factor subunit 6. The transcript has 7 exons. The record is from RefSeq and is a predicted model, not a curated record. Gene Ontology annotation, cellular component: mRNA cleavage and polyadenylation specificity factor complex. Gene Ontology annotation, biological process: mRNA alternative polyadenylation. Lineage: Eukaryota; Metazoa; Platyhelminthes; Trematoda; Strigeidida; Schistosomatidae. Gene Ontology annotation, molecular function: mRNA binding. The coding region runs from base 43 to 1122 and encodes 359 amino acids.